CGCAUUUUCCAAAAAUCAACGUCAUGCACCUGGCCAAAAUGGAACCGUUCACGGGAUAUACUCCUUUCCUAGUUUUGUUUGAUUUCCUUGAAAUGUUUCAUUCAUUAAAACACAACAAAGAGAGAGUGAACUGAUAUCAACUCAAUUAUUUUUUACUCUAAAUGGUAUUUUUGGUACCAGAAACUAUGAAAAUUAUGAGUUCUUCCUCCAGUUUAAUUCACAAUAACCCAUUUAUUUAUAAGUCACCCACGAAAUUAUUCACUUCUUUAAUCAAGAAAAAUGAUGCCUUUUCCAUCAAUUUCCCAUUUUUCCACAAUACCCAUCAUCCUUUUCAGGUGGGUACCGUGAGAGUGACUAGAUCACCUGGUCUAACAUUAGAAAACAUUAAAAUGCCUUCACCUGAUGAUGAAAUCCCUUUUUGGGAAAGUAGCAUUACUACAUCUGACGUGACUAUAGAAGCUCCUCUUAGUGUGGACAAGGACUCAGAUCUUAUGCAUGUAAUCCAUGUUACGGCUGAAAUGGCACCCAUAGCUAAAGUGGGAGGUCUAGGAGAUGUGGUAACUGGACUUGCUCGUGCAUGUUUGUCACGCGGUCAUACUGUGGAUAUUAUGCUUCCAUUCUAUGAGUGUCUCCCAAAGCAGCAGAUGACUGAAUUUAACUUAAUCUGCACAUAUGAUUCGUACCAUGAUGGCAAAUGGGUUCAAACAAAUGCAUAUCGUGCUGUAGCUUCAGGUAUCCCUGUCAUUUUAAUUGAACCAGCCAAUCAAUUCUUUAAAGGCCAAAGAAUAUACGGAGGUUCAUAUGAUGAGCUGGAGGCAUAUUUGUUUUUCUGUCGUGCCUGCCUUGAGUACAUGCAGGUGACUGGUACACAACCAGAUAUAAUCCAUGUACAUGAAUGGCAGACAAGUGCACUAUCCUUGUUUUAUUGGGAUAUGUAUCAUCUCCUUUCACUCAAGAAACCAAGAAUAGUAUUGACAAUCCACAACAUGGAGCAUUAUGGAGAAUGUCGUAAAGAGCAAUUUGGGAAGUCCGGUCUUGAUGGAGAUGUUUAUGCUACUACUGACAAGGCGGUGGAUGACAGAACUAUUGGACACAAUCCAGAGAGGUUGAGCUUACUCAAAGGGGGUAUUGUAUACAGCAAUGCAGUUGUUACAGUCUCACCAUCCUAUCUGAAGGAAACACUCGGCUCCGGUUGGCUUUCAAGUAUUCUGAUCAAAUAUCGGGACAAGUACAAUGGUGUUUUAAAUGGCAUAGAUACUUCCUUGUGGAACCCUGCCACUGAUCCUUUCCUACCAGCUAAGUUUGAUGCACAAAGUCUUGCUGGGAAGAUCAUAUGCAAAGAGUACGUCCAAAGAGGACUUGGGUUGCCCAUUAAAUCUGUUGGAUCUGGUACUCAUGUGAAAGGAAAGGUACCAUUGGUUGUCUGCAUCACACGUUUGGUUGCUCAGAAAGGUCUUCAUUUGAUCCGCCAUGCUAUUAAACAUGUUGAAGAACUAGGUGGACAGAUGGUUGUGCUGGGAAGAGCUUCAAACGGUCAAGUGGAAAAGGAAUUUGAAAGCCUUGCGACUUUGCAUAACCAAGGUUCUAGCAUUCGGAUCCUUCUGAUUUAUAGUGAGGAGUUGUCACAUAUGCUCUAUGCAGCUGCAGAUAUGGUCUUAGUUCCUUCCAUAUACGAGCCCUGUGGCCUUGCUCAGAUGAUUGGUAUGCGCUAUGGAGCGGUUCCCAUUGUGAGGAGGACAGGUGGUCUUGCAGAUACGGUAUUUGAUAUGGAUGACAAGUCUAAACAUGAGGUGUCAAAUGGGUUUGUGUUUGAAGGGAUUGAUGAAAAGUCAUUGAGUUCAGCUAUGGAUCGUGCAUUUACAUUCUAUUCAGAUAAGCCAGAUGAAUGGCAAAAGCUUGUAAUGAAGAUUAUGCAAAUCGACAACAGUUGGAAUAAUGCAGCUGGAAAAUACAUAUCUAUCUACAACUCAGUGAGGUCACAUUGAUGGUGUCAGUGACAACUUCACAAGAGUUCAUGCCCGGUGAUGAUCCUUAUUUAAGAAACAAUGGACGGUUAUCAAAGGUUUCGACAUCAAACAUUUUUUUUUUUUUUUUACUUCUAUUUGUACUAGUUGUGGGAGCACCCGCAACGCGGGCGACCCCCAAUUUUGUGAAAUUUAACGGAAUUAUAGAAUGUGUAAUUUUUUAUCAUUAGAGCGGCAUUUAAUUUAUACAUAUGUCUAAUGAAGUUAGGUGAUAAACUUCAAAAAAAAAAAGUUAAGUGAUAAACUUUUAACAUAAUAGUGUUGGUGUUUUUAACAUAAACUUUUAACAUAA
This is a messenger RNA of Chenopodium quinoa (quinoa), 2316 nucleotides long. Its product is annotated as glycogen synthase-like. NCBI's taxonomy places the organism in Eukaryota, Viridiplantae, Streptophyta, Magnoliopsida, Caryophyllales, Amaranthaceae. The record is from RefSeq and is a predicted model, not a curated record. Gene Ontology annotation, molecular function: alpha-1,4-glucan glucosyltransferase (UDP-glucose donor) activity. The transcript is spliced from 15 exons. Bases 162 to 1985 code for a protein of 607 amino acids.